Myotis daubentonii (Daubenton's bat) is the source of this 416-nucleotide messenger RNA. RefSeq names its product small ribosomal subunit protein uS3-like. Lineage: Eukaryota; Metazoa; Chordata; Mammalia; Chiroptera; Vespertilionidae. The transcript has a single exon. Bases 24 to 416 code for a protein of 130 amino acids. The record is from RefSeq and is a predicted model, not a curated record.
GCUGUGCUGUGCCGCGGUUCAGCAUGGAGAGUGGGGCCGAGGGCUGCGAGGUUGUGGUGUCUGGGGAACUCCGAGGACAGAGGGCUGCAUCCGUGAAGGUUGUCGAUGGUCUGAUGAUCCGCAGCGGGGACCCUGUUAACUGCUACGUGGACGCUGCAGUGCGCCAUGGGCUGCCCAGGCGAGGUGGGCUGGGCAUCAAAGUGCAGAUCACGCUUCCUUGGGACCUGGGUGGUAAGAGAGGCCCUAAGAAGCCCCCACCUGACCGUGUGAGCAUUGUGGGACCCAAAGAUGAGAUACCGCCCAGCACCCCCAUCUCGGGUGGGAAGCCAGGGCCGCCUGCCAGGCCCCAGCCCGUACCCACAGCAUCACAGGGUCCCCUCAGCAGCUGGAGCUGGAGUCUGGAUGUUGCUCUAUAA